Molecule: messenger RNA, 2246 nt
Organism: Coprinopsis cinerea okayama7#130
Lineage: Eukaryota; Fungi; Basidiomycota; Agaricomycetes; Agaricales; Psathyrellaceae
Exons: 6
Coding region: 135-2246 (703 amino acids)
Source: RefSeq, a predicted model, not a curated record
GUCCGCAGCGUCCUCUGGGAUUCCCUCUAUCCGUCCCUUCCCCCCUAGCCGCCUGGUGCGCAUUGGGUUAACAACCAACAAAUAAAGAAGAAAACGAAACGAGUUCUGCUGGUCGGAACGCUUUAUUGACGGAUAUGAGAUGCUCGGUUUUUCGGUCCUCCUUCCCCUCCUUCCCUCUCCUCCUCCCCCUCCCUCUCCUUCUCUCCCUCUCCCUCUUCCUCGUACUCUCACACUCCCCCACCCCCACCUCCGCACUCCGCAUAACAGUCCUCGGCGACCCCCUGCAAAUCAAAGUCAACGAGCCCACCCUCGUACGAUGGCAGCACGAGCCCUCCGACCCACCCGGCUUCGACUUUCGGUUCGUGAUUGACGAGCGGGAUGUUGGACUCGCUAGAGCGAAUAUCGUCGUGGAUCGGCCGAUGGAUGAUGAGGGGUUUGUGGAUGUUAGGUUUCCUAGGCCUGGAAUCUACGAAAUCAAAGCUGUCGCAGGUCCUGGCCCCCGAUUCCGCGUUAUAGGUACCAGCAACGAAGUCGUCGUCUCUCGCGCAGCAGCUACGACGACCACCUCGACCACUUCGAGCAGUACUUCAAGCUCGACAACCUCCACUUCUUCAUCCCCAACGACUUCCACAACCACCGAGGAACCCCUAACAGACCCCGCCCGCGCAGGCCUAAUCGCAGGGCUCAUCCUCGGCUCCCUCAUCCUCAUCUGCCUCCUCGUCCUCUUAACCAUCUUCGUCCUCCGACACCGCCGCAUCGCCAAUGAGAAGAGUGCGCGGCUGUCGUUUUACCCCGAGCAGAUGGUCCAGGCGGCGCCCUCGAGGGGUGGUAAUGGAGGCGAUGGUAGUAGCGCAGGUGGUGGUGGUAAUACGCUUGAAGGAGGUGGCGGUGGUGGGGGUAUCGGCGGUUUGGCUAGACGCACGAUGAGCGAACGGAGGAGCAAGUUCCUCUCCCGCCUCACUAUGAUGACGCGCUCCCUCUCGUUCUCCAGCUCCAGCGCUGGUGCGGGAGAUCUCGAACAAGGCAUCAUCACCAACGGAGGCGCGAAUGGUAGAGCAGGACUGAGAAACUCGUCGAUUGCGAAUAUCAUCACGCCCUUCCCGCCUCCCUCUGAGCUUCCCCCGCCUCCUACACCCUCGACGCGUACAUCGGAUGGCACUGUACAACACCCUCCCGGUAUGGUGCAAGUCCCUGGCGCACCGGUCUCAGCCUUGACACCGGUAAUACCAGCCUCAGCUAAACCAACCGUCGUCUCCUUCGCAGCAACAAUCGCCAGCCCGCGCGGAGUGGUGUUCACCAACCCGUUCGAGACGCCAGCUGAGCGUGAAGCUCGUGAGCUCUCUAGGAGGGCUACCGGGGUCGGGGUGGGGGUGGUGAGGCCUCUUCCUACGCCCCCUGUCGUUCCCACUGGGCCUGUUCCUAGUAGUAGUAUCAUUACUCCCCCGGUGUCCGCAGGUGCGCUGAGACCGUUACCCCAAGUCCCCCAACCUCCCUCGCCUGCUCCUCCGCUUACAGUACGCGAUUCGGUUCACCGACCGCCCUCGACGCCUCAGCCGCGAAAGCCGCUUCCGCUUCCUGUUUUACCGCCGAUUACCGCUACACCACCUCUUUCGAUGGUGCAGUUGCAGUUGGAGGGGAGUCGGCAUCGUGCGUUGCCUAGUGUCCCAGCGAGCGGUAGUAACAUGGACGGCCACCACCUUAACACGUCUCUGGUAACGAAGACCGACAGCCAACGACCGUCAUCGAGUCGCACUGACCUCCCAUCGAAUCCGAGAGACCGCCAACGACUCCCAUCAAAUCCGAGAGACCGCCAACGACUCCCAUCAAAUCCGAGAGACCGCCAACGACUCCUCGAAGACCGGCUCCACGCCGUCCAGGAACGGAUCGAAGAGGAGGAGUUUAGAGCGCGGGUGAGGCUGAGCGAGGAGAUGUCGUUGAGGAGUUUGGGGGUGCAUGUUCCUGAGGGUGUUCCCGCUUCCGGGGGCAUUUCAGUGGGCAAGAAGAGCAAGAGUAACGGUAACGGUAACGGCGUACGCAAGGAAGAGGGUCGUAAGGGCAGUUCGGACUCAUCAGGGAGGCUGGGUGAUGUCGAUGAAGAUGGAGGAAGAGGAGGAGGUGUGUGGACGCCCCUGAUGGAAACACUUAAGGAAGAAAGGGAGUGGUUGGAGAGUGCGUUGGAGAGUGAGUGGGCGAGGGGGAGGAGUGAUGAGGUGCCGUGUGGGUAUAGUCGGUAUAUGGUGGCUUAA